Messenger RNA from Cotesia congregata, 1803 nucleotides. The record is from the annotation of a GenBank genome assembly. Lineage: Eukaryota; Metazoa; Arthropoda; Insecta; Hymenoptera; Braconidae.
AUGACAGCACCGUCACAAACAAAGUCGCAGUUAAAAUUACCCGAACCUCAUCACUAUGGAAAUGAGCCGAUCGAGUUCGGCUUUCGAGUGGGUAACCUCUUCAUUCUUGACAUUACACCUAAAAUGUUUACAAAAAAUGAGUUUGACGUUACUUAUUUUCAUCAAUGUCUUGAUACUUACUUAAACGUCUUGAAAAAAAAGCUAUCAGCGAAUUCCGAAGAUUGGAUGGGUCUGAUAUUAUGUAAUGUAAAAAAAGAUCUAUUGGCAGAUGAAUAUCCGCCAGAUGAUGAAAAUGAUCCUGAGCCGAAAAAUGUAUUGACACUCCAAAAAUUUCAACCUGUUGAACGGGAAAUGUUUAUGGAUAUCGCAAAAAUACGCAACGGAGAUAUUGAUCGCUUCAAACAGUUAUGUACUGAUGAUUAUUCAAUAUCUGAGGCCUUUCUUCACGCGACUCGAACUUACAACAGAGUAAAAAAAAUAAUGGCGUCUCGUAAAGUGUAUUUUUUAACUUGCGAGGACGACCCGGAGCCAUCCGACCCCCAGGAGCUUACUAGCAUCCGAAUAAACGCGAAAAAUUUUAAGGACCUCGCUAUAAGACUCCACGUGAUUGGCUUAGGCGACCAGUGGAAGUACGACCUCUUCUUCAAAGAAAUAGAAGAAAUAUCUGAGAAUCUUGCAGCUAGGCAAUUCCGCCGAGUUGAUUUAAACGAACUGGAAGAUAAUAUCACCCACAAAUCUUUCGUCGCUGCCAAUUUACAUUUAAGGAUCCAAUCCUUAAAAAUUAAAGUGACCAUCCAAGCAUUUUCCAGACCACCAAGACCAAUGACUAAAAUUACUGCCAGCAAAGCUACUAAUGAACCGCUGGACAAGUAUACUUGGUGGACAUUCGAUGACAUGUUUGAUGACGAGGACAAUAACGGAGAAGAAGUUAGGUUUGCGCAAAAUCCUUACGACAUAAAACGCGCUCAGAAUUACGGCGGGAGAAAAAUUCUGUUCACUCCAGAAGAAGUCAGGGGACUACGUCAUGUCCAUGAGCAAGGAAUUGAUCUUUUAGGGUUCAAACCGAUGCCAGAGCGUGGUCCUAUGGAGCAAAUAAGCAACCCGUAUUUCCUUGGGUGUAAUAGUCAAGCCAGUAAAGGACAAAUUGAGUUCUUUGCUGUCCUGCUAUCGAAAAUGGUCGAGAAAAAGCUUAUGGCAGUCUGCUGCAUUACCACCAGAAAAUUGGCACCUCCUAGAUUGGCUUAUUUGAUACCUUAUGUUGAGUACGGUGGCUUUUAUCUCUUCCGCAUUCCGUUUAAGCACGAGGCGAGGGACAUUGAUGAAUUAACGGAGAAAUAUUUUUUCGAUGAAGAAAACCCGGCGCCGAUAAACGAGGAGAAGCUGGGACUGAUGAAAAAUCUUGUUAAAAAAUUGAGUGUCAAGUAUGAUGUUACAAUGUUCCAAAAUCCUAAAUCUCAGAGACAACAAAUUGUUUUAGAGAACUUAGCUCUGGAUUUACCACCGCAGGAGCUACCGGCUGAUACUACGGUUCCUUCUGUGGAGGACAUUACCGAUCGUCUCAGUCAGGGGAACCUUUAUGACCGGUUACAAAAUGUAAUUUGUCCUAAUGUCCAGAUUGUACCUCCUGCUAAAGUUAUCAGGGCCGAUGAUGAGUAUGUUAAGGAAGUUUUGGAGGCUGGAGACUUUGCCAGACUUACUAAUGAUAAGUUAAAAGCGGUUCUCAGAGCUCUCAACUUAAGCAUUCAGGGAAAAAAACAAGAUUUUGUUAACAGGCUUCAAGAGUACAAAGCUACGAACUUAUAA